Pyrus x bretschneideri (Chinese white pear) is the source of this 704-nucleotide messenger RNA. Its product is annotated as 60S acidic ribosomal protein P2-1-like. Bases 163 to 510 code for a protein of 115 amino acids. Gene Ontology annotation, molecular function: structural constituent of ribosome. The transcript is spliced from 4 exons. The record is from RefSeq and is a predicted model, not a curated record. Lineage: Eukaryota; Viridiplantae; Streptophyta; Magnoliopsida; Rosales; Rosaceae. Gene Ontology annotation, biological process: cytoplasmic translational elongation. Gene Ontology annotation, cellular component: ribosome; cytosolic large ribosomal subunit.
CCGGCCCAAACCCGAGUCUGACUGGGUGUUGUUGUCCGAUCAAAACCCUAGCAGCUCUGCAUAAAACCUCAUUUCACUAUCCUCCUUGCUUCAUUUCGCAUUCGGCUGCAAAUUUACCCUCUCUCUCCGCACUCUGCAGAUCCAGAGCCCUCUCAAGCAGAGAUGAAGGUGGUCGCUGCAUACUUGUUGGCUGUGUUGGGCGGCAAGACCACCCCUACCGCCGAAGAUAUCAAGGACAUCCUUGGCUCCGUUGGUGCUGAGGCUGAUGAUGACAGGAUUCAACUUCUGCUCUCCGAAGUCAAGGGUAAGGACAUCACCGAGCUAAUUGCCUCUGGAAGGGAAAAGUUGGCCUCCGUGCCAGCUGGUGGAGGUGGUGCUGUUGCUGUUGCUGCAACUGGCGGUGGUGGUGGUGCUGCUGCUGCCCCUGCUGCAGCUGAGGCAAAGAAAGAGGAGAAGGUUGAGGAGAAAGAGGAAUCCGAUGAUGACAUGGGAUUCAGUCUCUUUGACUAGAGCGGUUGGAGUGCAUACAUCCCGGUUUUCUCUGUUGGAGUUAAAUAGAAAUUUUUAUUCAGUUGAAUGUUCGGUUUUUGGAUCUUAGCCAGUAGAAGACAUGAUCACAAUCUAAUAUGCAGUUGGUUAUGGUUAUGCAAUUGUGGUGGAUUUGAAUCUUCUUUUCUAUCCAAGUUUAUGAAUCUUUUGUCUUC